Messenger RNA from Cajanus cajan (pigeon pea), 1410 nucleotides. RefSeq names its product fe(2+) transport protein 1. Gene Ontology annotation, biological process: zinc ion transmembrane transport. Gene Ontology annotation, cellular component: plasma membrane. NCBI's taxonomy places the organism in Eukaryota, Viridiplantae, Streptophyta, Magnoliopsida, Fabales, Fabaceae. The record is from RefSeq and is a predicted model, not a curated record. Gene Ontology annotation, molecular function: zinc ion transmembrane transporter activity.
CACACACAGUAACACUAAGUUUCGAUAUGGCAUCGGUUUCAUUCAAGCGUAACGUUUUUGUUGUAACCGUGGUGAUCCUCGUACUAGCGUCGACAACCUCGGCGGAAGAAUGCGAGUCGAAAUACGGUGGAAAGUGCCACGACAAGGCGAAGGCGCUGAAGCUAAAACUGGUGGCGAUAUCGAGCAUAUUGGUGACGAGCAUGGUUGGGGUUUGUCUCCCCGUGUUCUCCCGUGCGGUUCCUGCGCUGCAACCGGACCGAGACCUCUUCGUCCUCGUUAAGGCCUUUGCCUCCGGUGUCAUACUUGCCACCGGUUACAUGCACGUCAUGCCCGAUUCCUUCCAAGAUCUUACCUCCCAGUGCUUGCCCCAACGCCCCUGGCAGAACUUUCCCUUCACCACUUUCAUCGCCAUGCUCUCUGCGGUUCUCACUCUCAUGAUCGACUCCUUCUCCAUUAGUUACUUCAAGAAGAACCUACCUCUUGCGCCUUCCCUCCACGCCGCCGAGACAAAGGAAGCCCACAUGUUCGCCCAUGCCCAUGCCCAUGCCCAUGCCCAUGCCCAUGCCCAUGGAUUUGGACACCAUGAUGAUGGUGCCGCCGUCAAUGCGGAACAGUUGCUGCGCUACCGUGUGGUGGCUCAGGUGUUGGAGCUAGGGAUUGUGGUGCACUCUGUGGUCAUUGGUUUGUCAAUGGGAGCUUCGGAUAACCCAUGCACCAUUCGGCCUCUCAUUGCUGCGCUUUGCUUCCAUCAAAUGUUUGAGGGGAUGGGCUUAGGUGGUUGCAUACUUCAGGCUGAGUAUGGAAUGAAGGUGAAGGCCAUUAUGAUAUUCUUCUUCUCGGUGACGACGCCGUUUGGGAUCGCGUUGGGGAUUGGAGUGUCGAAAGUGUACAGUGACACGAGUCCAACGGCGCUUAUUGUGGAAGGGGUUCUGAAUGCAGUGUCUGCGGGGCUUCUGAACUACAUGGCGCUUGUUGAGUUAUUGGCUUCUGAUUUUAUGGGACCAAAGUUGCAGAGCAGAAUGAAGCUCCAGGUUUUUGCCUACAUCGCAGUUUUGCUAGGCGCAGGGGGCAUGUCGGUGAUGGCAAUAUGGGCAUAGAUGUAGAAACCCUAGUUCAUCUUCUCCGAGGAAACAAAAGAAAAAAUGGACACGUGGGUGUGUAAAUGGUUUGGGGAUGGUGUUUCAGUUAUCUGGGUGUGUAAAUAACUAAGUAUCAACGAUCUUUGUAGGGUAGGAUCUCAAUGCUAAGCUAAUGGUUGAAACUCAUUUUUGUAUCCGGCUUUCACAUUUAUCUUGAUGAGAAUUUGCAAGAAAAAAAAUUGUGAUUGCAUUGGAUGAAAAAUGGGUAGCGAGUUUAUAUCUGAAGGGUGUUUUUAUGGUAUGUUUUCAGACAUUAAUUACAUGGUGCCUA